AAAUAACUUGUCACUUAGUAAUAACAUAACAUGUCAUCUUCCAGAAAGAAAUUGUUGUUGAUGGGCCGGUCUGGAAGUGGUAAGUCAUCCAUGAGAUCCAUUAUCUUCUCCAACUACUCGGCGUUUGACACCCGGAGAUUGGGUGCUACUAUAGACGUUGAGCACUCGCACUUGCGGUUUUUGGGCAACAUGACCUUAAACCUAUGGGACUGUGGAGGGCAAGAUGUGUUCAUGGACAACUACUUCACCACACAGAAGGACCACAUUUUCAAGUUUGUCCAGGUACUUAUCCAUGUGUUUGACGUUGAAUCUAAAUCUAUAAAUAAAGACAUCGAAAUAUUCAUCAAGUCUUUGACAAAUUUACAAAAAUAUAGUCCUGAUGCCAAGGUGUUUGUAUUGCUCCAUAAGAUGGACUUGGUGCAGAUAGAUAAGAGGGACGAGUUGUUCAACAUCAUGAUGGACAAAUUGCAGAAAAUCUCCAACCCGUACCAGUUUAAGCUUGUAGGGUUUCCCACGUCGAUUUGGAACGAAAGUCUAUAUAAAGCGUGGUCCCAGAUUGUUUGUUCGUUGAUUCCAAACAUGAAUCUUUUCAACGAUAACUUGUUGAAAUUCAAUCGAAUCUUGGACGCUGAAGAAAUCAUCCUAUUUGAAAAAACAACCUUUUUGGUGAUUUCGUCCACCAAUUCCAUCAGACAACAACUCAACGGCACCACCACCAACAGUCUCGAUAACCUCGAUCCCAAGAGAUUCGAGAAGAUCUCGAACAUUAUCAAGACGUAUAAGCAGUCAAUUUCGAAGUUAAGAACAAACUUCAACAACUUGAUUAUCAAGGGAAGCAACGACACCCAAUUUUUCAUUGACGGCUUAACAGACAAUAUGUUCAUAAUGAUCAUCUUGAAGGACAGCCCCAGCAAGUCUGGAGAGUACGUGAAUAAUAAAGAGGAGCUAAUUGUGUUGAAGAACAUCAAGUCAGCCCGAAAAUGGUUUGAGAAGAUAGAGAGUGUUAAGUGAUUCCAUGAGGAUAGAACUGAGAGAACGGAAUAUGUAAAAGUUGGGAAUGUAACUGUGUCAGUAUAAUACAAAUAUAUAAUAUUGGUAUA
Molecule: messenger RNA, 1100 nt
Organism: Yamadazyma tenuis ATCC 10573
Lineage: Eukaryota; Fungi; Ascomycota; Pichiomycetes; Serinales; Debaryomycetaceae
Source: RefSeq, a predicted model, not a curated record